Colletotrichum acutatum is the source of this 1785-nucleotide messenger RNA. RefSeq names its product phosphoribosylaminoimidazolecarboxamide formyltransferase/IMP cyclohydrolase. Gene Ontology annotation, molecular function: IMP cyclohydrolase activity; phosphoribosylaminoimidazolecarboxamide formyltransferase activity. Gene Ontology annotation, biological process: 'de novo' IMP biosynthetic process. The transcript is spliced from 3 exons. The coding region runs from base 1 to 1785 and encodes 594 amino acids. The record is from RefSeq and is a predicted model, not a curated record. Gene Ontology annotation, cellular component: cytosol. NCBI's taxonomy places the organism in Eukaryota, Fungi, Ascomycota, Sordariomycetes, Glomerellales, Glomerellaceae.
AUGUCGGGUCAGAAGAUUGCCAUCGUUUCCGUCUACGAUAAGACUGGUCUGCUGGACCUGGCCAAGGGCCUGAACCAGCAGAAUGUCCGCAUUCUCGCCUCUGGCGGUACGGCCAAGAUGAUCCGGGAGUCUGGCUUCCCUGUUGAGGACGUCUCUGCCAUUACCAAGGCCCCCGAGAUGUUGGCCGGCCGUGUCAAGACUCUGCACCCUGCCGUCCACGCCGGAAUACUCGCAAGAAACCUCGAGUCUGACGAGAAGGACUUGGCCGACCAGAACAUCAACAAGGUCGACUAUGUCAUUUGCAACCUGUACCCCUUCAAGGACACCGUUGCCAAGGUCAAUGUCACUGUCCCCGAGGCUGUUGAGGAGAUCGACAUUGGUGGCGUCACUCUCAUCAGAGCUGCCGCCAAGAACCACAGCCGUGUUACCAUUCUUAGUGACCCCAACGACUACGCCGAGUUCCUCAAGGAGCUCCAGGCUGGCGAGAUCACCGAGGCAAGCCGUAACCGCUACGCUCUCAAGGCUUUCGAGCACACUGCCGACUACGAUGCUGCCAUUUCCGACUUCUUCCGCAAGCAAUAUGCCGCCGAUGGCAAGCAGUUCUCCGCUCUGAGAUACGGCGCCAACCCCCACCAGAAGCCUGCUGCUGCCUUCGUCAGCGGUGGAGAGCUUCCCUAUAAGGUUCUCGGUGGCUCCCCCGGCUACAUCAACCUUCUUGACGCCCUCAACAGCUGGCCCCUCGUCAAGGAGCUUAAGCAAGCUCUGGGUAAGCCCGCCGCCGCCAGCUUCAAGCACGUCUCUCCUGCCGGUGCUGCCAUUGGUACUCCCCUGACCGACGACGAGAAGAAGGUUUACUUCGUCAACGAUAUUGAGGGCAUCGACUCCUCCCCUCUUGCCCAGGCCUACGCCCGUGCUCGUGGUGCAGACCGCAUGAGCAGCUUCGGUGACGUGAUUGCCUUGAGUGACAUUGUCGAUCUUCCCACUGCCAGCAUCAUCUCCAAGGAGGUUUCUGACGGUGUCAUCGCCCCUGGCUUCGAGGAUGCUGCCCUUGCGCUCCUGAAGAAGAAGAAGGGCGGCAAGUACCUCGUCCUCCAGAUCGACCCCGACUACGUCCCUGCCAAGACCGAGACCCGGACCGUCUACGGAGUCACUCUGCAGCAGGGCCGCAAUGAUAUCGAGAUUGCGCCUAAGUCAUUCAACAGAAUCAUCACUCCCAAGGAGUCUGGACCCCUCUCCGAGUCCGCCCUCCGAGAUCUGACCGUCGCCACCAUUGCCCUGAAGUACACUCAGAGUAACUCUGUCUGCUACGCCUACAACGGACAGGUCAUUGGUCUUGGCGCUGGUCAGCAGUCCAGAAUUCACUGCACGCGCCUCGCUGGCGACAAGGCAGACAACUGGUGGCUUCGUUUCCACCCCCGUGUCCUGGGCAUCAAGUGGAAGAAGGGUACCAAGCGCCCCGACAAGAGCAACGCCAUCGAUCUGUUGGUCAGUGGCGAGCUCCCAAAGUCCGGUGCGGAGCGUGAUAUGUUCGAGGCUGUCUUCGAGGAGGUCCCGCCCGCAUUCACUGAUGCGGAGAGAGAAGAGUGGCUUGGCAAGCUGACCAAUGUCGCUGUGUCAAGUGAUGCUUUCUUCCCCUUCGUCGACAACGUCUUCCGCGCAUCUCGAUCCGGCGUCAAGUACAUCGCAGCUCCCGGAGGCAGCCAGAAUGACGGCGCUGUCUUCGAGACUGCGGAAAAGCUUGGCAUUACGUUUGUUGAGCAGAAUGUCCGCCUCUUCCAUCAUUAA